AUGCCUCCUAAGAAGCGCGGAGCUGCCGCCGUAUCCUCAUCGGCACCUAAGAAACGACAAUCCAAGCUGGCCAAGGAGAACGACAUCACCGCGGACGAGGAAAACGAGAUCAAGGAAGUUUUCCAUAUCUUUUCAGAACCCAAUGAGGAGUUUCCCAAAGAAAAGGAAGGUGUGAUUGCCCAAGAGGACGUCCGGAAAGCUCUUGUAGCGCUGGGCCUCCCACCCUCUGACUCAAGCGAACUCGAAUCCAUACUCGCCGCAGUUGACCCAACCGGAACCGGCUUCGUCCCUUACGAGCCCUUUCUAUCCGUCGCCGCAGCAAAGUUAAGGUCACGGUCUGAUGAGGCCAUGUCUGCUGAAGUGGAUGCGGCUUACCAACUAUUUACGAAAGGUACAGAAGGUCCCAUUACUUUUGGCCAUUUGCGGCGAAUUGCACGGGAAUUGAAAGAGGAUAAAAUCGACGAUGCGCUCCUGAGGGAUAUGAUAUUGGAAGCGAAUGGCGGCGCCGGUGUCGAUGCUGGUGUAACUUUGGAGCAGUUUCAGGAGAUUAUGAUGAGGGCUGGCGUUUUCUAA
Molecule: messenger RNA, 573 nt
Organism: Aspergillus ochraceoroseus IBT 24754
Lineage: Eukaryota; Fungi; Ascomycota; Eurotiomycetes; Eurotiales; Aspergillaceae
Product: EF-hand superfamily Ca2+-modulated protein
Exons: 3
Coding region: 1-573 (190 amino acids)
Source: RefSeq, a predicted model, not a curated record